This is a messenger RNA of Rhinopithecus roxellana (golden snub-nosed monkey), 4376 nucleotides long. It is a transcript of the gene MBTPS1, whose product is annotated as membrane bound transcription factor peptidase, site 1. Bases 522 to 3686 code for a protein of 1054 amino acids. NCBI's taxonomy places the organism in Eukaryota, Metazoa, Chordata, Mammalia, Primates, Cercopithecidae. The record is from RefSeq and is a predicted model, not a curated record. Gene Ontology annotation, cellular component: Golgi apparatus. Gene Ontology annotation, biological process: proteolysis. The transcript is spliced from 23 exons. Gene Ontology annotation, molecular function: serine-type endopeptidase activity.
CGCGCACGCAGGCCCGGGAGCGCGGGACACACAGGGCACGCUGGGUCUGUGGGGCUGACGCUCCCAGCUGUGGGCCUCCCUGGCCCUGUCGCCCAGUCUCGCGAGAGUUGGGAGUAAACAGCCCCGAAUGGAGUGCCCAGGCGUGUUCGCCGCGGAGGCGCCGUUAUCCCGGGCCCGCCGGCCCUGAGCUCCAGGCGGCGCAGAUUGGCUCACAGUGGUUGAUUGAUCAACCCUGUUGGACGUUGGUUCUGUGGUACAAAUGGAGUAUAGGACUCAGUCAUCACGGCCUGAGUGAGAGAAGCCUUAUUUCCAAGAUGGAGAAGAAGCGGAGAAAGAAAUGAAAGCCUCGCUUCAGGCUGAACCACAAAAGGCCAUGGGAUUUAACUUUUAUUUACGUUGGACAAGACUGUAAGAUGGCUGAUCAGUAAUGUUGCAGCUUUUAGCCGAAACAAAAAUUUACUUCUAAUCAAGAAGAAAAAAGUGUGAUUUGAACGUAUGCAAUUUUAUGAUCAUAUUCGCUUAUGACCAUGAAGCUUGUCAACAUCUGGCUGCUUCUGCUAGUGGUUUUGCUCUGUGGGAAGAAACAUCUGGGCGACAGACUGGAAAAGAAAUCUUUUGAAAAGGCCCCAUGCCCUGGCUGUUCCCACCUGACUUUGAAGGUGGAAUUCUCAUCAACAGUUGUGGAAUAUGAAUAUAUUGUGGCUUUCAAUGGAUACUUUACAGCCAAAGCUAGAAAUUCAUUUAUUUCAAGUGCCCUGAAGAGCAGUGAAGUAGACAAUUGGAGAAUUAUACCUCGAAACAAUCCAUCCAGUGACUACCCUAGUGAUUUUGAGGUGAUUCAGAUAAAAGAAAAACAGAAAGCAGGGCUGCUGACACUGGAAGAUCAUCCAAACAUCAAACGGGUCACGCCCCAACGGAAAGUCUUCCGUUCCCUCAAGUAUGCAGAAUCUGACCCCACAGUACCCUGCAAUGAAACCCGAUGGAGCCAGAAGUGGCAGUCAUCCCGUCCCUUGCGAAGAGCCAGUCUGUCCCUGGGCUCUGGCUUCUGGCAUGCUACGGGAAGGCAUUCGAGUAGACGGCUGCUGAGAGCCAUCCCGCGCCAGGUUGCCCAGACACUCCAGGCAGACGUGCUCUGGCAGAUGGGAUAUACAGGUGCUAAUGUAAGAGUUGCUGUUUUUGACACUGGGCUGAGCGAGAAGCAUCCCCACUUCAAAAAUGUGAAGGAGAGAACCAACUGGACCAACGAGCGAACGCUGGACGAUGGGUUGGGCCAUGGCACAUUCGUGGCAGGUGUGAUAGCCAGCAUGAGGGAGUGCCAAGGAUUUGCUCCAGAUGCAGAGCUUCACAUUUUCAGGGUCUUUACCAAUAAUCAGGUAUCUUACACAUCUUGGUUUUUGGACGCCUUCAACUAUGCCAUCUUAAAGAAGAUUGACGUGUUAAACCUCAGCAUUGGCGGCCCGGACUUCAUGGAUCAUCCCUUUGUUGACAAGGUGUGGGAAUUAACAGCUAACAACGUAAUCAUGGUUUCUGCUAUUGGCAAUGACGGACCUCUUUAUGGCACUCUGAAUAACCCUGCUGAUCAAAUGGAUGUGAUUGGAGUAGGCGGCAUUGACUUUGAAGAUAACAUCGCCCGCUUUUCUUCAAGGGGAAUGACUACCUGGGAGCUACCAGGAGGCUACGGUCGCGUGAAACCUGACAUUGUCACCUAUGGUGCUGGCGUGCGGGGUUCCGGCGUGAAAGGGGGGUGCCGGGCCCUCUCAGGGACCAGUGUUGCUUCUCCAGUGGUUGCAGGUGCUGUCACCUUAUUAGUGAGCACAGUCCAGAAGCGUGAGCUGGUGAAUCCUGCCAGUAUGAAGCAGGCCCUGAUUGCAUCAGCCCGGAGACUCCCCGGGGUCAACAUGUUUGAGCAAGGCCACGGCAAGCUCGAUCUGCUCAGAGCCUAUCAGAUCCUCAACAGCUACAAGCCACAGGCAAGUUUGAGCCCCAGCUACAUAGAUCUGACUGAGUGUCCCUACAUGUGGCCCUACUGCUCCCAGCCCAUCUACUAUGGAGGAAUGCCGACAGUUGUUAAUGUCACCAUCCUCAACGGCAUGGGAGUCACAGGAAGAAUUGUAGAUAAGCCUGACUGGCAGCCCUAUUUGCCACAGAACGGAGACAACAUUGAAGUCGCCUUCUCCUACUCCUCGGUCUUAUGGCCUUGGUCAGGCUACCUGGCCAUCUCCAUUUCUGUGACCAAGAAAGCGGCUUCCUGGGAAGGCAUUGCUCAGGGCCAUGUCAUGAUCACUGUGGCUUCCCCAGCAGAGACAGAGUCAAAAAAUGGUGCAGAACAGACUUCAACAGUGAAGCUCCCCGUUAAAGUGAAGAUAAUUCCCACUCCGCCGCGAAGCAAGAGAGUGCUCUGGGAUCAGUACCACAACCUCCGCUAUCCGCCUGGCUAUUUCCCCAGGGAUAAUUUAAGGAUGAAGAAUGACCCUUUAGACUGGAAUGGUGAUCACAUCCACACCAAUUUCAGGGAUAUGUACCAGCAUCUGAGAAGCAUGGGCUACUUUGUGGAGGUCCUCGGGGCCCCCUUCACAUGUUUUGAUGCCAGUCAGUAUGGAACUUUGCUGAUGGUGGACAGUGAGGAGGAGUACUUUCCCGAAGAGAUCGCCAAGCUCCGGAGGGACGUGGACAAUGGCCUCUCACUAGUCAUCUUCAGUGACUGGUACAACACUUCCGUUAUGAGAAAAGUGAAGUUUUAUGAUGAAAACACAAGGCAAUGGUGGAUGCCGGAUACUGGAGGAGCUAACAUCCCAGCUCUGAAUGAGCUGCUGUCUGUGUGGAACAUGGGGUUCAGCGAUGGCCUGUAUGAAGGAGAAUUCACGCUGGCCAACCAUGACAUGUAUUAUGCAUCGGGGUGCAGCAUCGCGAAGUUUCCAGAAGAUGGCGUCGUGAUAACACAGACUUUCAAGGACCAAGGAUUGGAGGUUUUAAAGCAGGAAACAGCAGUUGUUGAAAAUGUCCCCAUUUUGGGACUUUAUCAGCUUCCAGCUGAGGGUGGAGGCCGGAUUGUACUGUAUGGGGACUCCAAUUGCUUGGAUGACAGUCACCGACAGAAGGACUGUUUUUGGCUUCUGGAUGCGCUCCUCCAGUACACAUCGUAUGGGGUGACACCUCCUAGCCUCAGUCACUCUGGGAACCGCCAGCGCCCUCCCAGUGGAGCAGGCUCAGCCACUCCAGAGAGGAUGGAAGGAAACCAUCUUCAUCGGUACUCCAAGGUUCUGGAGGCCCAUUUGGGAGACCCAAAACCUCGGCCUCUGCCAGCCUGUCCACAUUUGUCUUGGGCCAAGCCACAGCCUUUAAACGAGACAGCGCCCAGUAACCUUUGGAAACAUCAGAAGCUACUCUCCAUCGACCUGGACAAGGUGGUGUUACCCAACUUUCGAUCAAAUCGCCCUCAAGUGAGGCCCUUGUCCCCUGGGGAGAGCGGCGCCUGGGACAUUCCUGGAGGGAUCAUGCCUGGCCGCUACAACCAGGAGGUGGGCCAGACCAUUCCUGUCUUCGCCUUCCUGGGAGCCAUGGUGGUCCUGGCCUUCUUUGUGGUACAAAUCAACAAGGCCAAGAGCAGGCCGAAGCGGAGGAAGCCUAGGGUGAAGCGCCCGCAGCUCAUGCAGCAGGUUCACCCGCCAAAGACCCCUUCGGUGUGACCGGCAGCCUGGCUGACCGUGAGGGCCAGAGAGAGCCUUCACGGAUGGCGCUGGUGGGUGAGCUGAGCUGUGGUGGCGGUUUAAAAGGGAUCUAGUUUCCAGCUGCAGGUUUGUUAAGAGUCUGUUCUACAUGGGCCUGCCCUCCUGUGAUGGGCAGAGGCUCCUGGUACAUCGAGAAGAAUCCUGUGGGUCCCGUCCCGUCAGGAGGGACUCAGAGGCUCUGCCGCCAGUGAGACUUCCCACCGGGCAGCUACGCGCACCAAAGACUCGGGAGAACCUGGAAAGGCUGUCUGGGGUCUUCUGACUGGAGGGGAAAUAUGUACUUUCCAAACAAGUGAUACAACCCUGACCAAGCUAAAAUACGCUUGUUAAAGGCUAUUUUCUAUAUUUAUUGUUGGGAAAAGUCACUUUAAAGACUUGUGCUAUUUGGAAGCAAAACUAUUUUUUUUGUCAGUGGAAUGUGGUUUUUUUACUGUUCCAUCAUGAGGAACAACAUAGACUCCAUGAUCUUUUUAAUGAUAGGACAGACUGAGAUUUGAAGGAAACGUACACAAAUCUGUGAAACAUAGACCUUCGCUUUAUUUUUGUAAGUAUCACCUGCCACCAUGUUUUGUAAUUUGAGGUCUUGAUUUCACCAUUGUCGGUGAAGAAAAUUUUCAAUAAAUAUGUAUUACCCGUCUGAAGCUUAAA